CACACUUCUCCCUUGCCUUGCCCCCCCGAACCUCCUUCCCUUUAGUGUUCCCUCUCCCUUCACUUUUCUUUCCAUUUAGUUUAUCCCCUCCUAACUACACCAACUUCAAAAAGUGUUGCGGGAACUAAUGUGACAUUUGCCACCAUCACAUUUGGUCACUCUGCUGAAUUCACAUGAUACAAAGGAGACAAGAUAAAUGCAUCAGUCUCCAUGUAAAGGAGCGUAUUCCUCUUUAUUGAAUAGCACAGAGAACCAGCAUGUGAAGCCAGCGUAACUGGAGCAAAGUGACACUAAGUAUUACAUUCGGAUUUUCUGAAAAACAGAGACUUUUUUCACCAUGAAUGCAAGAAAAGACUCUUGGGAGAACAACAGAAUGAGAUCUUUCAAAGCGCCACAUGUCUGCACAGCGUUAUCCUUAGUAAUGCUGUUCCUUUCAGUCACUGAAACGUCAAAGCAAAAUAUCCCAAGACUUAAACUUUCCUACAAAGACUUGCUGCUUUCAAACAGCUGUAUCCCAUUCCUGGGCUCAGCGGAGGGGUUUGAUUUUCGGACCCUGCUGCUAGAUGAGGAGAGGGGCCGGCUGCUAAUCGGAGCUAAAGACCACAUCUUUCUGCUCAGCUUGGUUGAUUUAAACAAAAAUGUAAAAAAGAUUUACUGGCCUGCAGCAAAAGAGAAGGUGGAAGUAUGCAAACUAGCUGGGAAAGAUGUCCAGACAGAAUGUGCAAAUUUUAUCAGGGUUCUUCAACCCUACAACCGGACCCAUGUUUAUGUCUGUGGCACAGGAGCCUUCCACCCUAUCUGUGGCUACAUUGAGCUUGGAAUACACAAAGAGGAAACAGUAUUCAGACUGGACACUCAGAACCUGGAGCCUGGCAGGUUGAAAUGUCCUUUUGAUCCUCAUCAGCCGUUUGCUUCAGUAAUGACAGAUGACUACCUCUAUGCUGGAACAGCUUCUGAUUUCCUUGGCAAAGAUACAGCUUUAACACGUUCUCUGGGCCCUUCUCACGACCACCAUUACAUCAGAACUGACAUUUCCGAACAUUACUGGCUUAACGGAGCAAAAUUUAUUGGAACCUACCCCAUCCCAGACACAUACAACCCAGAUGACGACAAAAUCUAUUUCUUUUUCCGAGAAAUAUCGCAAGAUAGCAGCACGUCUGACAAAGCGAUCCUUUCCCGAGUUGGAAGAAUUUGUAAGAAUGAUAUGGGAGGUCAACGGAGCCUAAUAAACAAGUGGACAACUUUCUUGAAAGCAAGACUAGUGUGCUCGAUACCUGGCCCUGAGGGGGCAGACACAUACUUUGAUGAGCUACAAGAUAUAUUCUUACUUUCCACAAGAGAUGAGAGAAACCCUCUAGUAUAUGGAGUCUUCACUACUACAAGCUCUGUAUUCAAGGGCUCUGCGGUUUGUGUAUACAGCAUGGCUGAUAUCAGAGCUGUUUUCAAUGGCCCUUACGCUCAUAAAGAAAGUGUGGAUCAUCGAUGGGUACAAUAUGAAGGACGUAUCCCAUACCCCCGGCCUGGUACAUGCCCAAGCAAAACAUACGACCCGUUGAUUAAAUCUACCAGAGAUUUUCCAGAUGAUGUCAUUAGUUUUAUAAAACGCCAUCCAUUGAUGUACAAGUCAGUUUACCCGAUGACUGGAGGACCUGUAUUUACUAGAAUCAAUGUGGACUACAGACUGACACAGAUUGUGGUGGAUCAUGUCAUGGCGGAAGAUGGGCAGUAUGAUGUUAUAUUCCUAGGCACAGACACAGGAACGGUACUGAAAGUUGUGAGUAUUACAAAGGAGAAGUGGACUAUGGAGGAGGUAGUCCUGGAAGAGCUGCAGAUUUUCAAGCAUCCAACAUUUAUCUCAACUAUGGAGAUGUCCCUGAAGCAGCAACAAUUGUACAUUGGUUCCAAAGAUGGAUUGGUUCAGCUCUCCCUGCACAGAUGUCACACGUAUGGGAAGGCUUGUGCAGACUGCUGCCUUGCCAGAGACCCAUACUGCGCUUGGGAUGGAAACUCGUGUUCCAGAUAUGCACCAACUUCUAAAAGGCGAGCCAGGAGGCAAGAUGUCAAAUAUGGAGACCCAGUCGCUCAGUGCUGGGACGUGGAAGAAAGCAUUAGUCAUGAAACUACUGAUGAAAAGGUGAUUUUUGGCAUUGAAUUUAACUCAACUUUUCUGGAAUGCAUUCCUAAGUCCCAGCAAGCCUCGAUUAGGUGGUAUAUUCAACGCUCUGGAGAAGAACACCGAGAAGAGCUGAAGGCUGACGAGAGGAUCAUCAAAACGGAAUACGGGCUGCUGAUCCGCAGCCUGCAGAAAAAGGACACAGGGGCGUAUUACUGCAAAGCACAGGAGCACACGUUCAUUCACACCAUCGUGAAGUUAAAUUUGAAUGUCAUAGAGAACGGGCACAUGGAAAGCACUCAGAAAACGGAGGAUGAAGAGGGACGGGGGAGAGAUUUGCUUACUGAGUCGCGGCUGAGGUACAAGGAUUACAUCCAACUCGUCAGCAGCCCCAGCUUCAGCCUGGAUGAGUAUUGUGAACAGAUGUGGCACCGAGAGAAGCGGCGGCAGCGGAACAAAGGUGGGGCAAAAUGGAAGCACAUGCAGGAGAUGAAGAAAAAGCGAAAUCGAAGGCACCAUGAACCUGUCAGCAGCCCACAUGCCAGGCCUACAUCUACGUAGCUUUUAUAGUCUAUUUAAAGAAAGGACGUUUAACAUGCAAAAAUACUGUGUUCUGUUUUGUGCAUCCUUCCGAUUAAUUAAUAUUGCUUCAUACUGAGAUUAGAUAAUGCACAGUCAUUAUUGGUCUGUACAGGACUGCACUGUAAUACUGGAAUAUUAUAGCAAAUGACAAAUUCCUUAUUUGAGUACCGCAUUCAAGGCAAUAAUUCCAAAUCUGGGUUUUUUCCCAGAAAUUCAGAUUUUGUAGCUAACAGUGAGAAGCUGAUUCGUGACAUAUGUCAUGUGGGUGUUCCAUGGCUUCCCUGGCAUAAUUUUAAUAUGAGAUUUAAAGUCUAUGUUACAGUGCAUUAUUAAUUGACUGCUACAUUCCACCCAAGAGUUGGCUGCAGUUCAGGGGUAUGUGGAUGUAUUUGUAAAAGUGCUCGGGGGUCUUGUAAGGAUGGGAGGUGCCAUAUAGAUACAGGCCAUUUUGUGACGGAUCUGCAAAACUAUACUAAAUUACCCAUUGGACAUAUAUUUAGGUACAUGGGUGGCAUUUGCUAACACAGAGAAGCAAAGCAAAAAAUCAAUUAAAUAUAAGCUUAGCAGUAACACUCGUUUUCCCCUUUAAAAAUGUAAUCACAUUUUAAGAGGAGGAGAUGUAGAACUUUAUUCAUUAGGGCAUAAGCAGCCUCUAGUUUGCAGUCCAUCUGCUGAAAUGAAAUGUUGACUCAAUUGAAACUGCCAGCAAGGUACUCGAGAGUAAAUUUCGUAAGAAGCACCUGGGAGGUACGUGCACAAACCCUGUUAACAAAUAAUGGGAUUUCUGCCUUCACCUCUAUUGUCUUGCUGAAGAUUUUACCCUGAAUGUCUCCACUCACAUCUACAACUCUAACCCCCGACUGGCUUCAUUUUCUGGGGUAUGGUUAGUUUGUUGUAGAAAAAAAGAGGAGUGGAGAACACACACGCACAAAAACCCUCCCGAACUUGAUGACAAAAGACAAUGAGGGAAACAUAUUUGGCGACAGACAGAAACUGACAGUGCUCUUACACCAGGUAUAACAUUGGGGAGAGAGCAGACAUUCCUCAGACUUAUGUAUUUGUUUUAUAAAAGGUCUUGUGUAUUUCAAACAAGGCAUUGUGUUGUUGGAAUUAAUACUUUUUUAUUAUAAUUAAAUAAAAACAAAAAAAGCCCACGUGUAAAUAAACAGAAGUAGAAGUUAGAGAUGAGCAGCUUUGCGAUUUACAAUAACACCAUUUGUAAAGUGUUCCUAGUUUUACUUUCUCUCUUUAAUGAGAUAAAACUUCUUGUAUGAG
Molecule: messenger RNA, 3970 nt
Organism: Mauremys mutica (yellowpond turtle)
Lineage: Eukaryota; Metazoa; Chordata; Testudines; Geoemydidae
Gene: SEMA3D
Product: semaphorin 3D
Exons: 19
Coding region: 338-2674 (778 amino acids)
Biological process (GO): positive regulation of cell migration; neural crest cell migration; semaphorin-plexin signaling pathway
Molecular function (GO): chemorepellent activity; semaphorin receptor binding
Source: RefSeq, a predicted model, not a curated record